Molecule: messenger RNA, 2181 nt
Organism: Dermacentor silvarum
Lineage: Eukaryota; Metazoa; Arthropoda; Arachnida; Ixodida; Ixodidae
Molecular function (GO): RNA-DNA hybrid ribonuclease activity; nucleic acid binding
Source: RefSeq, a predicted model, not a curated record
AUGCCUGAUUCGGAUAAAGAAGUUCUUUUACACAAAAUAAAUGAACACAGGACCACCGGCACUCUUCCUGUUGAAUGGACCUCUUCCAUCAUUACUCUCAUACCAAAGCCCGGCAAGCCCGCCACACUCUCCAACCUGCGACUCAUUUCACUUACUUCCUAUGUCGGAAAAACCAUGGAACGCAUGGUAUUCGCACGUCUUACGGAUAUUCUCGACGAUAUUCACUUCCUUUCACACAAUCAGAUUCGUUUCCGCUCCCACAUGUCUACUGAAGACCUCUUUCUCCUUCUCCAGGAAACUUUAUUUCAACCUUCGAGGUGUCAAGUUAACGCACUUGUCACUGUGGACGUCCGCAAGGCCUUCGAUACCUCACUUCAUGACGCUAUCCUCUCCCCCCUCGAAGACACCGGCUGUGGAUCCCGACUCUAUUGUUACGUUUCUUUUCUCCGCUCUCGACAAGCUCAGUUCCGACUCGGGACCACGUUGUCCCCGCCCAUCGCGCUCACCCGCGGAACACCUCAAGGUGCCGUGCUCUCUCCAACCCUCUUUAAUCUCAGGCUAGCCACUCUCGCAAAAUCCUUGUCGGAGAUUUCGCACCUACAGUCAAUUCUCUAUGCUGAUGACAUAACCCUUUGGUGUACUCACGGCUCACCGGGGGAGGUGGAAUUCACAUUACAAUCCGGCCUCAACCUCAUUUCCGAAUUCCUUUCCCGCCCUGGUAUGCAAGCGGCUCCAGAGAAAUCUUCGCUGCUGCUCCUUUCCGCUACAAAGUACCAACGGUCUGUAAACUCCCUCCUUAAUCUCACUCUCGCCGGUACUCCCAUCCCCCACACGUCAUCCUGCCGGGUUUUAGGCCUUUCCCUCCAAGACCAAUCUUUCGCCCGCGCAAUACAGUCCACAAUCACCACAUGCCACCAAGUAACUCACUUAGUCCGACGAGUGGUCAAGCGGCGCGGCGGCCUCGACGAAUGCAGAGCCAAUCAACUUGUAACAGCCUUUGCCUUGAACAAAAUACUUUAUUCCCUGCCAUACUGCACACUUACGCAGACGCAAAUGCAUCGCAUUCAAUCGGAUUUAAACAGUCUCUAUAAAGCUGCCCUACAUCUUCCGACACACGCAUCCACAGCCAAACUAUACGCAACAGGCCUAUUUCUUCCCCUUGCAGAGCUCUUGCGCCUCCAUAGGGAUCGACAACUUGGCCGCCUAUCCAGCUCUGCGCAGGGUCAUUGGCUACUGCAGCGGGCUGGCAUCCGGCCCAUUGACUUUCCUCUGUACACCCCUCAACGACCUCUUCCCAGCAAUCUCCGCUGUGCCCCUACUCCCUCCAAUAUGACCCCACAUCUUCAUGAGGGACGACGACAAGCCCGCGCUCACUUCCCCGAGCCUUUUCCACCGGACACUGUCACAUGCUACGUCGACGCAGCGUAUUACCAAACUCAUGGCUCCACUGCUUGUGUGACAAUGCCGACCCCCCUUGGCAUUCCCAUCACUUCCACCGCUGGCCCCUUCUCACUUCCUACUUCUUCUCUAUCCCUUGAAUUGGCCGCGAUCGUUCACGUGACGCACGAACUAACCCUUCUUCCUCCCUCUCCUCGGUAUCGCAUUUGCUCAGACUCCAUGGCAGCAAUCAGGGCUCUUCGCGACAACAGACUUCCCGAUAAUCUGCAUGACGACCUUUCUGACGCUCUCUCCCUUCUCUCCCCUGCUUUGGUCACUGUGGUGUGGGUGCCAGGGCAUGCGGGGAUUAUCGGCAAUAAGCUCGCUCAUGAGCUUGCCCGCGAGAUUAAUAGCUGGGCGCCGACAAUCCUCUGGCCUUGCCCGGCCAUAGCGGACGAGGCACACUUUUAUAAGAAAACUCUGAAGCAGCACUACAUACACCUCCGGCAUUCAUUGCAGACGCUUCCGCCACCACACCCUCGUCUCUCCACUGUCCAAGUACGCACCCUCAGGGCCAUCCAGCUCAACACCUUGAUCACUCCAGCACGCCUAUACCUUUAUCGUUACCGCUCAGACCCCUCAUGUCCCAACUGCCCCUCUACGUACGCAAAUGUAGAGCACAUCAUUUUCUCUUGCCCCGCGGCCCUACAAUCCCCUCACUACCCUAACCCCCCACCUCCCCACUGGCGGGUGUGGUUGGCGUCGGCGGCCUUCACUGACCAGCUGGCCAUGGUCCUCCUGGCG